GAGCACGGCACCGGCACGGAGACGCUCCCCUCCGAGGGAUGCGCUCGGAUGGGGGCCACUGGCAGGUCCCCGGGGCUACCAAUAUGUUCCCGAGGUCACCGGCAGGUCCCUGGGGCCACCAAUGGGUCCUCAGGGCCACCAACAGGUCUUCAGGGCCACCAAUAUAUUCCUGACAUCACCAGCAGGUCCCUGGAGACACCAACAGCUCCUCAGGGCCACCUAUAUAUUCCCAAGGUCAUCAGCAGGUCCCUUGGGCCACCAAUAUAUUCCCGAGGUCACCAGCAGGUCUCUGGAGACACCAGCAGGUCUUCAGGGCCACCAACAUGUUCCCAAGGUCACCAACGGGUCCCUUGGGCCACCAGCAGAUUCUCAAGACCACCAACAGGUCUUCAGGGCCACCAACAGAUCCCUUGGGCCACCAGCAGAUUCCCAGAGCCACCAACAGGUCCUCAGGGCCACCAGUAUAUCCUGAAGGCCACCAGCAGAUUCCCAGGGCCACUGUGCUGAAGGAAAUGAGGAGUUUCCCGUGCUCCUGAUGUUGUUUUGGCUCAGGGGGAGCUCCUUUAGGUGCCGUGUCUGGCACAUUUCCAGCUUUGUCUGAUCCUGGCGGGAAGCAGCUCAGCAUUCCCAGGGCAGGCAGUGCCACCUUGGUGAUGGCCCAGAGGCAGGAAGUGCUGUCCCAUGUUCCCAUCCCUCAGGAAUGGUGCCGUCUCCAGCCUCUUCCCUCCCCAUGCUCCCCUGACCCGGUGCCAACAUAACAUUUGCAGCUCUACCACCCCAUACUGGGAAAAUUUGGGAGAAGUUCAGGAUUGAUCAGUUUUAGGGAAAAUCCAGGCUUUGGCAUGCUCAGGGUGGGGGGUGAGACCCCCCGCUGGGAAGGCCGCAGCUCUGCUGGCUGGUGAUGGGAAUGUGUCAGAUCUGGCUCCGUCCUGUGUUCCUGGACUCUGCUCUGGUUCUCCGGCACCAGGAUGUGGCAUCCAGGACAUCCCGGCAACAGCCCCGGCACCCUUGGAGAGCCUGGUAGUUGCCAGGCUAGUGUGCUUUCCCAGCCGUGUCAGUGGGGAGAAAACCUAUGGAAAAGGGGCAGGCCUGUCCUGUUGCCUGGGAGAAAUCCCGAAUGCCCCCAGAAUUGGUGGCAUGAUGCUGGCAUGCUCCAGUUGGGAACUGGGAGCAGGAGGGAAAGGCAAGGAAGAGGGGGAGCCGUAUUCAGACUCGGUGGAGAAGCGAAUUCCCACUGAGAAUCUGGACAGACGGACGACGGUCGGCGCAGGCGGCCAGAGCAGGGUUAAGGGCGUGUCCCGUUUUCCAGCAUCCCUUUGGUGCAGAGCCGUGGGGAUCGGGGGCGUCCUGGGGGUCCACGCUGAGGGUCUGGGUGCUGUCUCCCGCUCCCGGUUCCACGGGAUCCAUCCGGGAGCGGGCAGGGCGCGGUGCCGCCUGGCACGGCGCUGGCAGAGCUCGCGCCUCCAGCUGGCGCGGGGCCGACGGGAGCCAGAUUUAGUUUCCUGUGACUGAGAGGUUGUAAAUUGAACUAAUUUAGGAUUCCAUAGGAAAACGAAAGGAGGGCGGCGGCGGCGCGGGAGGGGGGGGGCAGUGCCCGGGCAGUGCCUCCGGCUCCGGCCAUCCCGGCUCUCCGCUCCUCUCCACUCCCUUCCCUCCUCUCUCUCUUCCUCCCGCCUUUCGCUCUUUCUUCACCUCUUUAUUUCGGUUUUUGGAGCUAUUUAUCCUUCCCCUGCCAUCCCCCUCUAUCCCUGCCGCUGGCAUUGCACGAUGGCACAGCUUUGUCCCGUGGCAACGCCGGGAUCGGGAUGAGGUCGGCGGGUACCUCUCGAGGCGACUCCUCGGCGGUCCCAGGGGGACCCGGUCCCGGGGCCACGAGCAUUCCAGGCCGCCACGGGCAUUACCGCCCGGCUGCAUGGGCCGCGCCAGGCAUGCGCUGCUUCCUCGCCGGCAUCCCGCCCGCUCUUCCCGCUCUGGAAGCCUGUCCGUCCCGGGCCGGGCUUCUCCGCUCUCCGCGUCCCACCGGAGCCGCGUCCGCAUCCACCGUCCCAGAGCUGGGAGCCUCCCAGCUCGGGCAUCUCUCCCUGGGGACCCCCCGGCUCGCUGGAGCGACCCCGCGGCGGGGAUUCGGCCCCGCGGCGCCGUGGGAUCCCCCCGAUCCCGGCGGGAUGGGGACGCGGAGCCCCCGCGGCGCCGGGGCGGGAGCCGGGGCUGGGCGGGGAGGGAGCGGGGCCGAGGGGCCGGGCCGGCGGCACGUGAGCGGCCGCCGCGGGAUUUGCCUCCUCGCAGCAGCCUCAUUCUCCCGCAGACGAGGUCGGGCGCCGGGAAGCGGAGCGGCAGCCGCGGGAAGCGGGUGGGCACAUCCAGCCCGGCCGAGCCCCCCGGGGGGGACGCGGGACGGGCGACAUGGUGGCGGCACGAGCCCCCCGCACCCCCGGCAAGGCCGAGCCGCGGGCGAGAGGCGGAGGAUCCGGGCGCCGCUCCCGCUGGCUCCCGCCGGAGCGUUCCCUGCGCUGGGGCAUCUUCUCUCUAACUCUCUUCUUUUCCUUCCUCCAAUUUUGCCCCUUCACCUUCUUCUCCUUUCUCUCCUCUCCUCUGCCCUUCCUCUCCCUAAGUUUCGAGGACUCCACCCUGUCCACAGCCACUACCCUUGAGUAUAUCCCCACCUCAGCAGGCGAUCCCAAAUUCCAGAGGCCCCGCACGCUCAUGCGCCAGCAAAGUCUGCAGCAGCCCCUCAGCCAACACCAGCGCGGCAACCACAGCCAGCCCACCACCAGCCAGAGCCUGGGCCACCUCCAGGCCCACAGCGGCCCCUCCGGCACCGCCGCCAACUCCCGCGGCGCCCGCGGCGGCCAAACGCGCCAGGGAACGGCCGCCGGCUCCAAGCAACGCAUGGCCGGGGGCCGGAGCCGCUCCAACCCCGGCAGCUGGGACCACGUGGUGGGGCAGAUCCGCAGCCGCGGCUUGGACAUGAAGUCCUUCCUGGAAGGCCGGAUGGUGGUGUUAUCCCUGGUUUUGGGACUCUCAGAGCAAGAUGACUUUGCCAAUAUUCCCGACCUGCAACCCGCUGGGACGCAGCCGAACCAGGCGAACGCUCAGGGGGACAAGAGGUUGCCGGCCGGUGGCAAGGCCGUGAACACGGCGCCGGUGCCGGGGCAGCCGCCCCACGAUGAGUCCGACCGCAAGACAGAGCCUCACUCCUCCGUCUCCGACCUGGUCAACUCUCUGACCAGUGAGAUGCUCAUGCUCUCCCCGGGCUCCGAGGACGACGAGGGCCACGAAGGCGUGAGCCGGGAGAACCUGGGCCGCAUCCAGUUCAGCGUCGGCUACAACUUCCAGGAGUCCACCCUGACCGUGAAGAUCAUGAAGGCGCAGGAGCUGCCGGCCAAGGACUUCAGCGGCACCAGCGACCCCUUCGUCAAGAUCUACCUGCUCCCCGACAAGAAGCACAAGCUGGAGACCAAGGUGAAGAGGAAGAACCUCAACCCGCACUGGAACGAGACCUUCCUCUUCGAAGGGUUCCCCUACGAGAAGGUGGUGCAGCGGGUGCUGUACCUCCAGGUGCUGGACUACGACCGCUUCAGCCGCAACGAUCCCAUCGGAGAGGUGUCCAUCCCGCUCAACAAGGUGGACCUCACCCAGAUGCAGACCUUCUGGAAGGACCUGAAGCCGUGCAGUGAUGGCAGCGGAAGCCGCGGGGAGCUGCUGCUGUCACUGUGCUACAACCCCUCGGCCAAUUCCAUCGUGGUGAACAUCAUCAAGGCGCGGAACCUCAAAGCCAUGGACAUCGGGGGCACAUCAGAUCCCUACGUGAAGGUGUGGCUGAUGUACAAGGACAAGCGGGUGGAGAAGAAGAAGACAGUGGUGAUGAAGCGGUGCCUGAACCCCGUCUUCAACGAGUCCUUCGCCUUCGACAUCCCCACGGAGCGGCUGCGCGAGACCACCAUCGUCAUCACCGUCAUGGACAAGGACAGGCUGAGCCGCAAUGAUGUCAUCGGCAAGAUUUACCUGUCCUGGAAGAGCGGCCCCGGGGAGGUGAAGCACUGGAAGGACAUGAUCGCCCGCCCGCGCCAGGCGGUGGCACAGUGGCACCAGCUGAAGGCCUGAGCCCCCCCGGGCACCGCGGGCUCGGGGUCCCCGUUCCCAGCUCCCAACCCCGCUCCCGGCGCGGGACCGGCGGGACAGCGGGACCCUGCGGCAGGAGAGGUUGGGAGCUCCCCCGGCCCCCCCCGCUCUCGCCCCUCCCCGGCGCUGGGGGUCCCGGAGCUUCCGCGGAUCCCCGGGCGAGGAGGGGCCAGAAGCGACGAUUCCCCCCCUCCACCCCUAUUCCCACCGCCGGGCGGGACUUCUGCGAGUGCUUCCGGAGCCUCUCGACCCCUCCCCGGCCUCGCCCCCACCUCCAAAUUCCAGGGGGGGGUCAGGCUGCGGGAGCAAGAGGGACCCCCCCCUUCCCGUCCUCUUCCAACUCAAUAAAACCUCUCCGAGCGUCAGCGUCGCCCCCCCCCCCGCCCUUCCGAGCCCCCGCCGCCUCUCCCCGAGCCCCCCGGGGCGGGCGGGGGGCGCGGCGGGGAGGGGGCAGCCCCUUUUCCUGGGAUCGGAAGCCAUGCCACAGUUCCUUAUCCAAAGCGGGCCCGGCAGCGCUCUGCCCGUGGCCGCGUUCGAUGCUUUACCUCCGUCUCCGGGCUCGGGGGGACCGGGGGGGCCGCAACCCCCCGGGGGGACCCCCUAGUCCCGCCCUCACCCCCUCCCCGGGCGGGUUGCGGCCCCUCGGGGGGAUGCUGGGCCCCACGGAAUUCCCUGUCCAGCCGGGAUGAUCCCGGACCCCCGUGAGCCACCGGGGAUAAGGGGUGGAGCGAGCGCUGUCGUGCCCACCCCGGGCAGGCGACAUUCCCUGCGCCGGCGGCAUUCCAGCCCGGCAGGAUCAGCGCCAGCAGCAUCCCUGAGUUCCCCUGGGACGCACAUCCCCCUCCACCAGGACAGGGACCCCCCAAAACGGGGACGGACCCGACGGGGGUCGGGGAGGAGUGACAGUGGGGUCACCCCGCGUGGCGGACGACGGAUCAUCCUCAGUCUUCCUGCUCCCCCCGCGGCUCCCCCCUUCCUUCUCCCCUCCCGCACCCGCGGCGGGGACACCGACACCCCUCCGGGUGCCACCGAGGCCACGUCACCAUCGUCACAGCGUGUCCCCCCCCGUGUACAGCCCCUCACGGUGACACCGGGCACUUGGAGCGGGGGACACCCCCCGAGGUGCUCCAGGGGAUUCUUCGCUGCAGGGAGGGGAACCUGCACCAGAACCCCCCAAAAUCCGCGGGAUUCCCGGCUGCUCGGUCCCUUUUCCCGAGGGGUGACAUCCCUGCCACCAUGGGGACAAGCCAGCUGGGGACACGGUGGCCGCGGGACAACCCCUCCCGCAGCCCCGAUUUAGACGAUUUUGGACAAUCUGGAGAGAAAGUCAUAAUUCUGCUACUUCAGUAAUAACGACGCUUUUAGGGACAUUUGUAUUUUUGUCAGAUUCUCUCUUUUUUUACCAUAAAAGAAGAGAUUUACACGCCUGGGGAAGGGGACGGAGCCGAGGGGGCUGUGCCAAGCCCCUCCCUCGCCCCAUCCCGCUUUUCCAGGCCGGAUUCCUCGUCCGCGGUCGGGCUCCCCGGGGGGGCUUUGUGUGUUCAUUUUUAACUCUAGAGCUCGUAGCCGUGAUCUUGUUCAGGUAUUUCUCUUCUUCAUGUGACGGUAACAUCCAACUGGUGUGUAAAAUACAGCAAAAAA
Messenger RNA from Neopelma chrysocephalum (saffron-crested tyrant-manakin), 5763 nucleotides. It is a transcript of the gene SYT7, whose product is annotated as synaptotagmin 7. The record is from RefSeq and is a predicted model, not a curated record. Gene Ontology annotation, molecular function: phosphatidylserine binding; calcium-dependent phospholipid binding; clathrin binding. Gene Ontology annotation, biological process: calcium-ion regulated exocytosis; cellular response to calcium ion; vesicle fusion. NCBI's taxonomy places the organism in Eukaryota, Metazoa, Chordata, Aves, Passeriformes, Pipridae. The transcript is spliced from 9 exons. Bases 2404 to 4104 code for a protein of 566 amino acids. Gene Ontology annotation, cellular component: axon; synaptic vesicle; membrane.